AUGGAAAUCCGUACGAAAACCAACUACGUUUGUGACAUUUCCAGCAUGAUAGAACGCAACCGUGCAAGUCCUAUAAGUGGCCCUUGGUGUUCGGUGAUACUACAUCCAGGCAGCACAUUGACGAUUAGGUUCCCAGUAGAGGGCGUGGAUUCUGACUCCAGCGAUGAGCACGGCUUGCAAGUGCUGCAUACCGGUGAAUCCGAAGCUGAAGUCCUGCCGAAGGACUUGAAUACCCUGCGACAACUGAAAUCAAAUGAUGACACCAAUGCUUACGACGAAGUCUUGUACAACGAGGCCCUGGUUGGUGAUGCUCUUGAGCUGGAUGUUUCGCAAAUGUACCGCGGCAAAGUAAAGCUGAAAUACCAUAUAGACAAACCUCUCUCCUUACGAGAAGGACUCAACUCCUUCUUAUAUCAUUUGACUUCGAUAUAUAAAAGCGGGGAUGUCCACGAUAAGAUACGCGCCAUUGUAAAUGUCUCAUUCGCGUUUACCCAUCGCUACAGGAUAGUGGGUUGCGAUCGAGGGCCACAAAGUGUGUUUGACCCUCACCUAAACAAAGAGCGUUGCGCACUCAAAUCGAUGGGGAAUGCUUUAGGGAGUGUUUAUGAAUGCCUCCAUGAUUUGCGGCAAGUCCUUCAAGCUGGCAUUCACUGCAAUUUAGACGAAGAGCUGUUACCAAACGACUGUAACUCCCUGGGGUACGAGCUCUACUCCAAUAGCAUUAUACCUAUGCCUUUCUCUGUGAAAAAGACGGUGCAACAUCCCAUUCGACGGUUUAAGCUGUUCGACUUUUUCAUUCUCGACAAUGGACCUGUCAGUUAUGCUUGCAUUUGCGUCGACCAACGUGGAUAUGAAAAAUCGAAACUCACUUUAGAGUACAACCAUGAAAAGAAGUACCGCUACACAGUAUGUCUAAAAAAGGAAUCUCAUGCAUUACUUCCUCACAUAUUGCUGCCUUGGGAUGAGGCCAAAUUAUCGGGCGAAGAACCCAGAGCACACAAACCCCUUAUGAUACAGCAUUCACAGGAUACCAUUAAGAUAAAAGUGGGAACUACGUUGUUACUCUCUUGUGAAGCCGGCUUGGAUGUGGGUCACCUACUUAUCGAAAAUUCAAGCAUUCACGCUGAUCCGGGCAGGAAUGCGUUGACAUGGCUGCCAGAGAAUUCUGAAGACUUCUAUUAUACAGUGAACCAGACCCCCGAUGGGCCUGCGCUUGUAAAAGCGGCGUACACAGAUUCACUUGUUACUACGCCGGGAGGCCUGGAAGUUAGAUAUAGCGAGUAUGACAAGAGACGACGAUGUAAAGAAUUGGCGAUCACAUCGCAUAGAGGCGCCAUUCUUAUUUCUAAAGAUCCGCUACACAAGAAAUACGUGCCCAUUAGGUACGUCUGCGGUAAGACGCCCGACGCAUCGGACCUUUCCGUCAUCACUGGUAAGAUGUCUGCUUUCCCCAAUCUACCGACUAUCGGAUCCUUGGCACGAUACACGUGGAAUGUCGUUAAGGUUAACGUCGAGACAACGGACCGCUACAUGCAAGGCUGCGGCGUCACAUACUCGUCGGACGAGUUGUUCAAACCUAAGACGCCCCGACUUUACGACGAUAACGGAGACCCUCAGUUCGGCUGCAAGAUUGACAUUCAGGCUGCAGGAGAAGCGGCGUUCUACUGCCCGGCACCCUACGUCCUGGACCCACCCAAAUGCUUUAGGCAAGUCUCCGUGGACGGUGAGGUAAAGAACCUAAGCGGCCUCAGCCAGUCGUUGGUGGCAUCUCGAUCCAACCAUUUCGUCAUCCUGAGAUUCGAUCGUUCCCGAGCCGUAUUAGGUGAGACCCUGCGCCAGAUGCCUCCGUUGGAGUGCCGCUGCGUCACCGUCAAAGGGAUCGUUCUCUCCACCAUCCAUAUCGAAAACUACUACGCCAAGUAG
Molecule: messenger RNA, 1923 nt
Organism: Babesia ovata
Lineage: Eukaryota; Apicomplexa; Aconoidasida; Piroplasmida; Babesiidae
Exons: 1
Coding region: 1-1923 (640 amino acids)
Source: RefSeq, a predicted model, not a curated record